Durotheca rogersii is the source of this 1403-nucleotide messenger RNA. RefSeq lists its product as uncharacterized. The record is from RefSeq and is a predicted model, not a curated record. The transcript has a single exon. Bases 15 to 1283 code for a protein of 422 amino acids. Lineage: Eukaryota; Fungi; Ascomycota; Sordariomycetes; Xylariales; Xylariaceae.
GCGUUUAUGAGAAUAUGCAUUACAGCGAUAUCGCGUGUCCUCGCGUGUGUCUGUCUUUUUGGUUCUUCUUCUUCUUCUUCUUCCUCUCCUUGCCCUAUGCUUUCCGCACCGCUCGUAAAGCAGACAAAGCGACUCUACUCCCAAACACGACACAGUCCUCGACGGGUUUGUCGACCGAAAAUAUACACGAUGCCCGAUAUCCCCAGCGCGCAGAGGGCAGAGGGAGCAGCGGGAGUGCUCCUAUAGGACCUCUCCGAACAAUCCCGUUAGUGGCUUGGCCCGCCCAAUGGCAGGGUCAGCAGCCUCCGAGCGCAGCGCGGUUCUGUCCGCGGCGCCUCCGCGAUGCUCCGGGCCGACCGGGUGUCGUUGCUAUUUUACUUAAAAGGCGAACGGAGCCGCGUCGCUCUUCUCCACACUUUUUCCUCUUCUCUCGAUAUCCCGCGGGACGGGCGAUUCGGAGCCUCAGCACGUGGAGGUGCGGCGAUAGGAGCGGCGACGGGCCACCUCCCAGGCGUCUGACAGCAUGCACACCAUUUCUGGAGAGUACGUACAGUACGCGUCGACGGAAGCGCACGGUCACAGGUCACGGGUCACGGGCGCAGAUACCGACAGCUUAUAAAUCCUCUCGAUCGGAGUUGGGUCGACCCCGAGUUGGAAGAGAGGGCGGGGGAGAAGGGGGGAAGGGGUGUGCGUGUGCGCGCAUGUGGGAGGGAGGCAGAGAUGGAAGGGCAGAGAAGCGGAGAGAGCGUGGACAUAAGAUAGCACAGGGCAGUCCGCCUUUGCGUGCUUCUCCUGUGCUGUGCUGUGCUCGAUUGACCUCUACCCGACUGCACAAGUGCGCUUGGCGUAUUCGCUGCCAAUUGGGCACCCACGUGUGGGUGCGCGAUCCUCCUUGCUCCCUGCUAUUGUGUUACGGGCUCAUAAGCGGCCGGCGCUGCGUCGCCAUGUCUGCGGAAGCGGUCCAGGUGCACUUGCACGUUCCCAAUCAGAGAGGCAAAACGCGGGCGAGCGAGAGAGAAAGCGAGAGAGAGAGAGAGACGAGGAGAGAGGGAGAACGAGAGAGGCAGGGCGCGAAGAUGAGAGCCAGCCCUGGUCCCGGUCUGUUCCCCUCCGUGGCUCGAGGAGGGGAGUCUUGUGUCUCGUGGGAUGUUGCGGCAGGAUGGCCAUCUCCGGAGCCAUCCCGCGCUCCGUGGCAUAGACGAAAUAUUUCAAACCUAGAAAAAAAGUAUUCCUUAUUGCCUUGGCGACUCACGAGAAACCCCGCAAGGCGCCGGUGGCACUGACUGGUCUAGCAUUUCGUGUUGGGUUUACGGGGACAGGUGUGUGGUGUAGAUGCGGGUGUGUGGGGGGGGGCAGGCCCUUGGCAGAUUCGCCCUCCGCCGGGGCUAGCCAUCGUCCGUAUA